This is a messenger RNA of Stylonychia lemnae, 4539 nucleotides long. NCBI's taxonomy places the organism in Eukaryota, Ciliophora, Spirotrichea, Sporadotrichida, Oxytrichidae. The record is from the annotation of a GenBank genome assembly.
AUGUAAAAUUAUUUGAGCUAGCAAAAUGCUAGACUUUAAAAUCUUGUUCAAAGAUAAGCCCCCACUACAACAGGUGGAGGAACCUUACAGCCAUCAAUGCAACUUUCAAAUAACAAAAACUAGAAUUAAUUUAGCUUUAAUUCUCCAGAAUCUUAGGAUUAAUCCAAUUCUAGAUUCAACUAAACCUCUAAUCUCGAACCUUAGGCAAAUGAAAUAUACAACCAGAUUACUUCAAAUAAUUACAAUUCUCUACAACCUACUAUGAACUAGAGACUAUUUAGCCCAUAGUCACAGCUAAGUCAAACUUAACAAUAUCAGCAGAUACCUCAACAAUAUCAAAUGUCAGAAGCACAUUCAUUUAGAGCUGUAAAUGACAGCAAUGAGCUUGAUUUGCAAUAAAAACUAUAUUAGUUUUAAGAAAGAGUCAGAUAUCUAGAUAAUUACAGAUUAGUUUGUGAAAAAAGAAUUAAAGAUCUCGCUCCCUCUCAUUAAAUUCCAAUUCUACCAUCUCAUAUUGGCCAGCCUAAUCCAGAUUUAGAAGAAAUCAAAAAUAGACUUAGAGUUUCUCAAAAUUAGUAAUAGUAACUUGAUUACCAGCUUUCACCUUAAAAUUAAAUGGAAAUGAUCAAACUUAAGGAGAGAUUGGACAUUGUUUUAUAGGAAAAGCAUUAAAUAGAGGAAGCAUUAAGAAAUGAAACUCUGGCAAACGAAGAACAAAGAAAUUAUAUUCAGAUCUUAAGAAAUGCAAUUGAUUAAAAGAUGGAAGCUAUCGGACUAGGUGACUUAAUUUCACAUAAAUAGCUUUAAGGAAGUCAAGAUCCAAUCACCAUUUAUACUAUAAUGUCUGAAAUGAAGCGUGAACUAGAUGCUUGGAAAAGAGAAUGUAAAACUGUAGAAGAAUAAUAUAAGCUUCAAGAUACUUAGCUAAAAGCUGCAAAUAAUUAUAAUGAAGAUUUGAGUAGCCAAUUGAAAGACUCCAAUGAGCAAAAUGAAUUACUAAUAAACGAACUUGAAAAAUUUAAAAAGGAUUUGAAGGAGUUAACUCAAAAGUUUAAUGCUAUUUAGUCAGAGAAAAAUCAGCUUCUUGAAUAUGUCGAUGAUAAUGUUAAGUAAAUCGAUAAACUCAAUAUUGAGCUUGAAGAAGAAAAGGCAACGAUCGAAAAGAUAAACAAAGAUAGAUAUUCACUUAAAAGCUAAAAUGAAAAUAAUUAAAAUCUUAUUCAAAAGCUUAAUGAUAUAAUCUAAGAACUUGAAAAUAAACAAAUUUAAUUGCAAGAUUAAUCAGAAAAAUUCAAAGACUAGAUCAGACAACUCAAGAGAGAAAAUGAAUAACGACAGUAAAAGAUUAAUGAUUAGGAUGAGUAUAUAUAAGAUUAGCUUUAAACAAUUGAUAAUUAAAGGAAACUUAUAGAUGAGAAAAGAGAGGAGACUGAAAAUUUGAGGGUUUAACUAAGAUAACUAGAAGAUGAGAAUAAUAUUCUAUAGAAAUAAAAUGAAAGACUAGCUGAAGAAAAAUCUAUGAGCGAGAAAAAAAGCAGAAUUGAAGAGGAGUCACUUAGAAAAAGAAUUUAGAUUCAUGAAGAUUUUGCAAAAACACAGGAGGAGAAGAAAAAAGAAAUUGAGUUCAUUCUAUUGAAGGAGAUUGACGAUCUAAAAAGAUCCUUUGAAAUCUAGAUUUAUGAACUCAAUAAGCAAAGAGAUGAUUUGAAAGAUAAAAUCAAUCUCUAGGAAAGACUAAUUUCUGAUUUUAAACGCCAAAAGGAAAAUAUUAUGGAUGAGAACAUCAGUCUAAGGAAUAAAACAACAGAAUACUAAUAAGUAUUGGUUGAUAAAGGACAGGAAAUUUUGAAAUUAAAGGAAAAUCAGAAUGAAGCAAAUCUAGAUAUUGACAAACUGAACGGCUAAUUUGUUUAAUUAGAGGAAAAGCUUAUAAGUGAAACUCAGAGAAGAGAGUGGCUAUCCUAAGAAAGAGAAAGAUUAGUAAUUUAGAUGGAUGAUUUGAAGAUGAAACUAGAAGAACAAUACAUAAUAAAUGAUAAUUACCAGAGAAGAAUGCCUUAGAUCGAGAGAGAACUCGAUGAUCAAAAGAUUUAUAUGAGCAAAGAACUAAAUAAAAAAACAGAUGAAAUCACUAGUUUAUUAAGAUAAGUUGACCAACUUAACUCCGAACUUUAGAAAACUUCUAAUUAAUAUGAAUUUACAAAAGCAACAAAGAUAGACUAGGAGCAGAGAUUAUUAGAUUUAACUAGAGAAUAUGACCUACUCUUGAGAGAAAAAAGAAUCAAUGAGAAGUAGGUUGAAGAUUUAAAAGAAGAAAAUUAAAACUUUUUCAAAUUGGAGGACAAAGCUAAGUAAUUAAUUGAAGAGAACGAAAUCCUUAAGAGUUAGAUUAGAUUUAAGGACAGAGAUCUAGUUGUUUUAAAUGAUAAAUUUGCCAAGUUUUCAGCUGAAAUGGAAGUUCAAGAAAAGGAAAAUAAGAGAAUUCUCAAGGAUCUCAAUGAAAGCUAAUAUCUAGUUCAAAGUCUUGAGAGAUCUAGAGCUGAUCUGAAUUAGAAAUUGAAAGAAACAGAAAGAACUGUUUACUAAACAUCAAGAGACAAGCAAGAUGUUGAUGCAAGGCUUAGAGCACUCCAAUAAUAACUCAACGACACUAUUGAAGAUUAUGAAAGAUAAAGGAAAAUCAACUAAAAUACUGAUGAAGAAAAGUUGGAUCUUGCAUAAAAUCUCAAUAAGUAUAGAAGUAUCUGUUCUGAAAAAGCUCAAAUUAUUGAAAAUUGGUAAAAUAUGACUGGGGACUUUGAACUUACAAUGAAUCAAGUUGUUUCUUAGAUCAGGGAUUUCAUAGAUAACUUUUUAAAAAGAAUUAGCAUUUCUGAGGUACUUUCAGAAAUAGUUGGGAGACAUUAGAGAGAAAAAUUCUAUUUGUUGAUGUAAAAUUUGGACAACUUCAGGAUAUCAACUUAGUCCGAUGAAAAAAUGAAGUCACUCGUUUUGGCAUUUAAUGAGGUCAGAACUUUUAAUGAUAUAUUCUUAGCCCAGUUUGAGCAAAUUCUAGAUGACAUUUAAAUAGUAAAGCAGGAUAAUAAGCUGAAUGUAAAGAAAUUAGAGCAAUUAGAGGCAAGACUUGGAAAUGUGCAUGCUAUUGAUUAGGUUCAUAAUGAAAAGUAAAGAUUCCUUCAAAAUGAGAUUGAUUAGUUAAGAGCAGUUAAGUAAGGCCAAUAAAGAGAAAUCGCUCAAUUAAAAGAUUAAGAACAAGGAUUUUAACAAAAGGUCAAUGAUCUUCAUCAAAUCAUUGAGAGGUUUACUGAUUAAAAUAUCAAUUUAAGUGACUAACUAAACUAACAAGAACAGCAAAAGCAUUUGGUUGAUAUGAAAGUUGACUAAACUAUAAACAGUUUAGAAAGCAAUAAAAGAGAAAUGUCCAAGAAGGACUCUAAAAUAAAACUUCUUACCAAACAUAAAAUAUCUCACUAAGAAUUCGUUUAAAGAUUACUAGAAUUUAUAUAAAAACUAGUUCCUGAUGGCCAUAGAUAACUAGAAAAACUAUUUUCAAUCCUCAAUGAUAAACUAAAUCUUGAAUCUUUAAGACUGAAAUUAUAAGAUUAACUUCAAGCAUAUGAUAAUCAAUUACAGUCUUAGCAUCAUAGUGACGAAGCAUUAAACUAUAAUGAAACAGCCUUAAGAAAUGAGAUUAGCGAUAUUCACAUUUAACUUAAAAAUGCAAAUCAAUAACUAGAUACUUUAACUAGGAAAUAAAUUCAACUUGAGGGUGAUUUUAAGAUAUUCACUGAGAAAAUCAUACUUGAAUCAUUUUCUAAAGAUCAAACAUAAUCUAUUCAAUAUCUGACAAAAGAAAUUGAACAGCUUAGAAGUGAAAUCAGAUUAAAGAACUAGCAAAUAAAGGAUGCUGAAUAAAAAGGCAAAUUAAAUAUGUUUGAUUCUAGAAAUAAUACCCAUUUGUUCAGCCUUGGAUCAAGUGUUGGUAAUCCUUUUGAAAAGAACAAUGAUGACACUAAGAAUUAGACCAUUAAAAGAGAGCCUUUAUCAAAAUGCAAUAGCUAUAAAUCAAUUGUACUCUAGCCUAUUAAAGUAGAAGACUAUGACUAUCUUCCAGAGAGAGCAAAUGAAAAUCAAGAAAAUUACAGUACUAACAUUGAUUACAGAUCAAAUAUUGAGCCAUCCUCUUAUUACACUCAAAACCGCUCAAUUAUAUAGGAACACAAAAAUACUAUUGAGACCAAUAAGAGCUCAAGGAAUAAUGCCAUUGAUGAUAAUAAAAGUUAUUUAUCUCCCAGAAUACAAUCAAAUUAACCUCAAAAUUUCAAGAUAAAUGAUAAUUUAGGAAUGAACAGAGAAAAUGUCAUUCCCAUACCUCGAUCCUUAGCCAAGCAGUAGAAUAGACCUUAGUCAUCAGCAAACAUUCCUUAAUCUACUUAAAAAUUCUCUAAUUAAACAGUUUCUACUCCCCUUCAAGAUAGACUCUCUUAAAUGAGAAGCUAAGGAGCAGCAUUAAGAAGCUUAAAUAAUUUCCAAGAUUGA